Anopheles stephensi (Asian malaria mosquito) is the source of this 1689-nucleotide messenger RNA. RefSeq names its product GDP-fucose protein O-fucosyltransferase 2. Gene Ontology annotation, molecular function: peptide-O-fucosyltransferase activity. The transcript is spliced from 2 exons. The record is from RefSeq and is a predicted model, not a curated record. Gene Ontology annotation, biological process: protein O-linked glycosylation via fucose. Lineage: Eukaryota; Metazoa; Arthropoda; Insecta; Diptera; Culicidae. Bases 238 to 1623 code for a protein of 461 amino acids.
GUGCAGAAGUGUCAAGUUUUGGAAAACAAUCCGAAUACCCAAAUGUCAGGAAGAGCGUUGUGUGGGGGUGAACGUUUUGUUAUCGCUAUUCUCCGUAUAUCGCUCUCUUGCCCUCGCGGACUCUCUUGCUCGCUCGCUCGCACAACAGCAAGAAAAGUAUUGAUUCUAGUCGUCUCGGGAGGCGCGUUUCCGGCACACAGCGGGAGUGUUUCGAUUUAAUCCCCUUUUAAUUUUGAAAUGCAUCUGCACAGCUUUAAAUUAGCGCUACUGAAUCAAAUAUACUACUCGGUGCUGCUGCUAACCAUCUCGCAAAUCGUACACACCAGCCACCUUCGGGAGAUAUGCGAAAAGCGGGACAUCUUCUUCGAACCGUUCCGGUGCCAGCUGUACGAGCUGGACGUGCUGGACGAACCGGUCACCUAUCUGCUGUACGAUGUGAACCCUAGCGAAGGGUUUAACCUGCGCCGGGAUGUUUACAUCCGGUUGGCGGUGUUUGUGGAGUACCUUCGCAGGCAGCGCGGCUACCGGCGGGCGCGGCUCGUUCUACCGCCCUGGUCGAAUCUGGUGCACUGGCGCAGCCACAACAUCGACCAGACGCACCUGUUCUGGCACCACUUUUUCGACCUGCGAAGCAUGAAGCGCUACACGAACGUGAUCGAUAUGGAUGAAUUUUUCGCAGAGUACGAACGGUUGCACGGGCCGGACGCGGGCGUUACGCUGGACGCGGUGUACAAGCUGCAGCACUUCGACAACAUGUUCGAGCACGGUGUGUUUGUGGACAAGUUCGAGAAGCACGUGUGCCCGAAAAGCCACGGUUACGAUGGGGCAGCGCCACUGCCAUACUUCGGGUACGGUAACUUCACCACCGAGGAGUUCGCCUGCCUACACUUUCAGGGUAGCGCGAUGCUGCUGCACAAGCUGCUGGAAGAGUACAAACCGGCGCGGGCCCAACACGCCCGUUACGUGCUGGUGCUGAACGCGGAAAUUGUACUGCACGAUCUGUGGGGAAACGUGGACUAUUGGGCGGCACGUCGUUCGAUGCGCUUCGCCGAAGAGUUGGUCGAGGUGGCGGCCCGGUUUCGGGCCGAAUUUCUUAACUCAUCCGAUCAACAGGAUCGUACGGUUCGACCGGCGCGCUGGACGGACGAACGGCCACACCGUACGGCACGCGGCGGUGACUAUCUAGGUGCGCACAUACGGCGGGCAGAUUUUUUGUACGGACGGGAUAAGACGACACCCACCAUCCAGUCGGCCGCCCUGCAGAUACGGGCGAAGUUACUCGAGCUCGGCCUGAAAACGGUGUUCGUUGCGUCCGACUGUUCGCGGAUGGAGUUUUACAACUUGAAAAACUAUCUCAAACGGUUCCGGGUGGUACGGUUCGUGCCGGAAGGUUACGAACAGCGGCACGCACUAAAGGACGGCGGUAUCGCCAUAGUCGAUCAGAUCGUUUGCUCCCAUGCACGGUACUUUAUCGGCACGUACGAAUCAACCUUCACGUACCGUAUAUACGAGGAGCGGGAAAUUAUCGGCUUUCCGAAGGAUCUUACCUUUAAUACGUUUUGCAAGAGCGAGAAGGAGAUGAACUGUGAGAAAAAUACGGUUUGGCCGAUAGUGUACGAUUAGGGCGGUCAGUGUUCAAGCGUGUCCUGCCAUCACUCGAAUAAAUUUUGGAUUUCGCUUUAAAACUAG